GUCUCGUCCGUCCAGGACGAAACUUCGAACAUCAACUCUUAAAUCAGGAAACUUCGGGAGAUUUUUUCCUCCCUGGAAUAAAUUUGAAGAGGACUUUGAACUGAUCAAGAAAGAUGAAGACGGCGCCGCACAAAGGCCCUGGCUCAUGGCUGUUCAAGAUGUCACCAGACAAGCAGGACACGCUGCUUAAGUUGGCCAUUCUUACCAUGGCUGCUAUUCUCUCAUUUGCGACUCGUCUCUUCUCGGUGUUGAGAUUUGAGAGUGUGAUCCACGAGUUUGAUCCGUACUUCAACUACAGGACAACACGAUUCCUCACUGAAGAGGGCUUCUAUAACUUCCACAACUGGUUUGAUGACAGGGCAUGGUACCCCCUGGGCCGUAUCAUUGGAGGCACCAUCUAUCCAGGCUUGAUGGUGACUUCGGCCACUAUUUAUCACUUUUUGAGGUUUCUGAACAUCACAAUAGAGAUCCGUAACGUAUGUGUGUUCCUCGCCCCACUCUUCUCCAGCCUCACUACGCUUGUUACAUACCAGUUCACCAAGGAACUUAAGGAUGCUGGUGCGGGCCUGGUGGCUGCUGCCAUGAUUUCCAUCGUCCCUGGUUACAUCUCGCGUUCCGUGGCUGGGUCGUAUGAUAAUGAGGGUAUCGCUAUAUUCUGUAUGCUGCUGACCUACAUGUUGUGGAUCAAGUCCGUGAAGUCCGGCUCCAUCUUCUGGGCAUCGCUCUGCUCUCUGGCGUACUUCUACAUGGUGUCGUCCUGGGGAGGUUAUGUGUUCCUGAUCAACUUGAUCCCUCUUCAUGUCCUGGCGCUCAUGUUCACUGGCCGAUUCUCACACAGGGUUUACGUCGCCUACUCAACGGUGUACUGCCUGGGUACCAUCCUUUCCAUGCAGAUCUCGUUUGUGGGAUUCCAGCCUGUGCAGUCCAGUGAACAUAUGGCGGCAUUGGGAGUGUUUGGUUUAUGUCAGAUUCAUGCCUUUGUGGACUACGUGCGAUCCAAGAUGACCUACGAACAGUUCAAUGUUCUUUUCCGCACACUUGUGUUCGCUGUUGGGGCUGUUUGCACGGCAACAGCUGCCGUUUUUACUGCAACUGGAAAAAUUUCUCCAUGGACCGGCCGUUUUUACUCUCUCCUCGAUCCGUCUUACGCCAAGAACAACAUUCCCAUCAUCGCAUCUGUGUCAGAACAUCAGCCCACUACAUGGAGUUCAUUCUACUUUGAUCUUCAGAUGCUUGUUUUUAUGUUUCCAGCUGGCCUUUACUUCUGUUUCAACCGCCUGACAGAUGCUAACAUAUUUAUCAUAAUGUAUGGAGUAACCAGUAUCUAUUUUGCCGGAGUGAUGGUGCGUCUGAUGUUGGUGCUUGCCCCGGUCAUGUGCAUCCUGUCUGGAAUUGGGGUGUCUGCUACACUCAACUCCUACAUGAAAAAUUUGGACUCGUCCAAGAGAGACAAAAAGUCGAAGAAGGUUGAUGGCACUUACCCAAUCAAAAACGAGAUAGCUACAGGUGUGGUUGUCAUGGUGACCUGUUUCUUGAUCACGUACACCUUCCACUGCACCUGGGUGACUUCAGAGGCGUACUCUAGUCCUUCGAUCGUCCUCUCUGCACGAUCUGGUGAUGGAGGCCGAAUCAUCUUUGAUGACUUCAGAGAGGCGUACUAUUGGCUUAGACACAACACCCCCGAGGAUGCGAAAGUGAUGUCGUGGUGGGAUUAUGGGUAUCAGAUAACGGCCAUGGCAAAUCGGACGAUUUUAGUGGACAAUAACACAUGGAAUAAUACACACAUAUCAAGAGUUGGCCAGGCCAUGGCGUCACCAGAAGAAAAAGCUUACGAGAUAAUGCGCGAGUUGGAUGUGAAUUACGUGCUGGUCAUAUUUGGUGGUUUAACAGGCUAUUCGUCGGAUGACAUCAACAAGUUCCUGUGGAUGGUGCGGAUAGGUGGCAGCACAGACCGCGGGCGACAUAUAAAGGAGCAGGAUUACUACACGCCCCAGGGGGAAUUUCGGGUAGACAAGGAGGGUUCCCCGGUACUUCUCAACUGUCUGAUGUACAAGAUGUGUUACUACAGGUUUGGGGCAGUCUACACAGAGCAAGGUAAGCCGACUGGGUACGACAGAGUUCGUAACACGGAGAUUGGUAACAAAGACUUUGAGCUGGACAUUUUAGAAGAGGCUUACACAACAGAGCACUGGCUUGUACGCAUCUACAAAGUCAAAGAUUUAGAGAACCGAGGAAUUUAAUUCCAGAAAAAAAAAAAUAUUCUAUAAUCAUGAAAUAAAUAUAGCCAUUUUUUUUUAAAACAUCAUAGUGUAGCAUGACAUUCCCUGCUGGAAAGGUAUGAAAUACAUUGAAUAUUAAGAUUAUUAAGAUUGUGAUAAUUUUGUAAGAAUUAUCACAGAAAUUCAGAGAUUUUUGGCUUCUGCCAUAAAGAAUAACUUUAGAUUUCUCAGAGCAGUUAAUCUAAUAUGGCAGUGAAUUUAAAAGAGGAAUGUAUGAAUAUCAUGAUUUAAGCUUAAAUGACCAGUUUUAAGUGUAAAGCUGUGUUAAAUAUGGAAGAUUGUCAGUAUUGUAAAUUAGAGAUCCAUCAUCAGUUUUUAUCCAGCUGUAUAACUUAGCAAAAGCUUAUUUCAACUUGGUGUGUGUUAGACCAUGGACCAAAACCAGGACAUUGUCGCCACUGUGAAGGCAUAGAUUUCCUUGUGAUGUAAAAAGGCCUGGCAACACCUACAAUGUAUACGUUGAUACAUACUACAGCGGCUAACAAGUGGAGAACCAUUUAUAGCGCAGGUUUAUUUAGUCCUCAUGUCAUGCUGAAUUUUGUACAGGUAACUGUUAAAAAUGACACAUAACACAUUUCAAAUUUGAAAGUAUGAGUGGUUAUAUUGUACACACAUCUGUAGUUAACAUACAUCUGUAGUUGACAUCUGCCUACAUUUACACUGUGUGGUGUAUUUGUGACAGGAAUGCCUUCAUCAGGAUUACUGUAUAUACUCUAUAUAUGUCUACAUGCAUAUUACUGGUAUGGAUUUCACAUUGGUACUGCUGACUACCCAAUAAAAAAAAAUGGAAAUAUAAUUCAAGUUUUUUUGUUCUAAAUAGAAAAUGAGCUGAAAGGUUUUUCUUGUUUUGAGUUGAAUAGUUUUUAUUAAGUAAACAGUGAUAUAUCUUUGGAUGGAUUGUGGUUUAUAACAUGCUUAUCUUUGCAUCACUAGAACAUGAGGAUGUUGGUUCAGUCCCAUUCUCAGACUGGUGAUCCUCAAGCUUCCUCGUGCAUAAGGAGGUUUAUGUAGUCUUGCAUGAAGUUCAUUUGGAUCACUUCCCUUUCAGCAGUAUGGCCUAUACCUUGAGCUCUCUCAGAGUGAAAAUCUGUGGUUCGCAUAUGGGAAAGUUCAUUAAUUCCUUGUCAAAGGCCGAUGGAUAACAAAUGUGUGAAAACUUCUUCAGUAAUGGUGUUGAACAGCAUACAAAUAAAUAAUGCUCAUCAACAUGAGGCAGAUACAUCCAAGGCUCUCAAUGUUAUUAGGCAGCAUUGGUGACCUUAUUGCAGCAAGCAUAUGUCUGGUGUUUGUGUAUUAGAUCGAUGUUUUACUCUAUGCUCUGGACUAUUUAGUGCCAGAAAGAGGAAACUUCUCUCUAGAAACCUGACAUUAUUCUGAUGUAAAGUCACAGCUGGGCAAGACACCACUGGUCACUGAAAUGGGGUGGUCAUUUCUUGGGAUGAUCCAUUGGAAAGUUUGACCAACAACGGUUCAGGUCCUGUCUUCCCUGCAUGACCAGCUGCGGAUUUGAACCAGUGAUCUGUACGACCGGAGUCCAUCUUUUUAACACUAGACUAAGGGGAAAUGCCUUCCAAAUAAUUUUAAAUUGCUUAAACUUACACUGUUGUAUUCUAUAGUGAAAUGAGUUUCCACAACAUGUCUGUGUUCAGAAGUAUUGAGACAGAUGUUACAAUUAACACUGUCACAGUGUCAACGUUGCAACUUGGCUCCUCAAAACAUGCGACACAGGAAGGUCCUGUUGACAAGACAAGACAAGCAUUCCUAUGAAGAUGGCACAGGCGAAUCGCACCAGCAAACUACACCCGACAUUGAUCGAAACUCUUACACUAUGGACUCCCAAGAAGUCCAUACCAUUUCUUUCAGACAGUAUGGUUGACACAUGUCAGAUAGUACUGCAAGCCCAAUAGAUUCAGAUGCCUCAGCCAAGAGUAAGGGAGGUAAGUCUGUACAGCCAUAAGGUUGCUCAGUAAUUGAAUCUCAUCCACCUGGCAUUGCUUGGUGAUGAGGUUGUGCUGGAGUUCUGCUUCAGGUUUUGGGCAGGUGGACGGGGCACAUACAUGUACCCUGUCUCCCCCAUAGGCACUAGAUCUUCUGAUUCUAGGGUAGCCUCUGUUCUUCAACCAUUUACUUGUCGUUACCAUAGCAAUCCUGUACAAAUGAAGGAAUAGUAC
This is a messenger RNA of Liolophura sinensis, 4450 nucleotides long. Its product is annotated as dolichyl-diphosphooligosaccharide--protein glycosyltransferase subunit STT3A-like. Gene Ontology annotation, molecular function: dolichyl-diphosphooligosaccharide-protein glycotransferase activity. The record is from RefSeq and is a predicted model, not a curated record. NCBI's taxonomy places the organism in Eukaryota, Metazoa, Mollusca, Polyplacophora, Chitonida, Chitonidae. Bases 114 to 2240 code for a protein of 708 amino acids. The transcript has 16 exons. Gene Ontology annotation, biological process: post-translational protein modification. Gene Ontology annotation, cellular component: membrane.